Molecule: messenger RNA, 5723 nt
Organism: Larimichthys crocea (large yellow croaker)
Lineage: Eukaryota; Metazoa; Chordata; Actinopteri; Sciaenidae
Product: golgin subfamily A member 4
Exons: 18
Coding region: 491-5305 (1604 amino acids)
Cellular component (GO): actin cytoskeleton
Molecular function (GO): actin filament binding
Source: RefSeq, a predicted model, not a curated record
CGGGCUGCUAAAGCCAGAAAUGGCUAACAUGAAAAUGAUGAACGGUCAAAGCAAAACAGAGAAAUCAGCUGUGCGGUCACGUGACAGGCCGGCCAAUCAGCGGCCAGGGUUUCCAGAGAGGAGAGGAGAGUGAAGCAGGUGGCCUGAGGCCCUGGUCAACUCAAAGACGAAAAAACCUACACAGAAGACAGGAGGGAAGGAACUAGCAGCAUCAACAGUACCUGUAUCUCGUGGAGCUAAACAGGCUGGCAACAGUACAUCUAAAACCAGUGUUAGUCAUGGAAGAAGUAACAGCAGCAGAGGGACUGACUCCACUGCUACUGGCAGUAAGGUUGGUGGCACUUUGAAAAUAGGCAGCAUCAGCCGCCAGGGCUGCGUUGGGCAACAGGGUACCAGACAAACGUCUCGCCAAACCAGACCGGCUCUCCGCCUCUGCAGCAGCCAGAGCUUCUCGUCCCUCCACCCAUCCUCUCUCACCGCUGCUUCAUUCAUGAGAAACAGUCACUCUCUCAGCAGACUCGAUCAGAGAUCCACUGCAGACGAUUUAGAUGCAGUUUCAAGUUCACAAGUUAAAAAAGGACAAACCACAGAAAAGAAAGCUCAGAGUUCUGGUCAGCUGUCCUCAUCUGAGAAGCAAAUCAGGGAUAACAAAGAACAGCAUUGUGGUGAUAAUGCUGAGAAAAUGAAAACCAGCAGCUCCACUGCUGAAUGUCAUCAUGAUUGCAACAAAGUAAAGAAACAGACCAGAGAUGGAGUCUACACACUCUGUGCUAUGACCUCUGGGAUGAAGCAUAACUGGGUCCAAGCAGUGUUGAAGAAUGUGAGGCCAAGUCUUACCCCUGACGUCACGUGCUCCCUCCCAGAGCAGGCGACUCAUCAGGAAUCACAGCAACCAGACUCGCAGUCAGCUGAGGAGAGAGCUGAACACCCAAAUAGUUUUCAGCAAGAGCACAAAACCAGUGACUGUGCAGAAGAAACACAUCCACAGCAGAAUGAACUGCAGACAGAGAGAGAGCAGAGAUCUGCUGAUGGAAGCUCGGCAUUGUCUAUGAUCUCCUCCUCCUCUCAUCUGUCCACCCCCAUCUCACCCUCUGCUCUGUCUCCCAUCAGUCCUACACGGCAGGUGGAGGAGGAUGAAGGCACUUCAUAUCUACAGUGUGUGACAGAUGCAUUGUCGUGCGUUGAAGGAGCUGGAAGUGACAGCUUGACUUCCACAACAAUGCAGUCAAAUGAAGAGUGCUGUGAUGAACAUCCAAACAUGCAGAGUGAAACAGAGCAGCAAAUUAAAGCAAGUGAAGAACAACGAGUAACAAAAAACACCAGCUAUGAGUGCACGAAAGCGACGGAAAAACAGUCCUGUGAGCGACAAACUGGGCAACUUGUCAAAGAGCUGGAACAAACACAGAAGGAAUUGUCUCGACUCCAGCAGUUAAACAGAAAUCUGCACGAUGAGCUACAACGAGAGCGAGAGAGGCGUUCAAAUGAAAGUGUUCAUGCACAGAGUGAUAUUUUUUCAGACUCGUCUUCAGAACAAGCAUUGGCUCUACAGCAACUGCAGAAGAUUAACCAUGACCUCCGCUCUGAGCUAGAGGCUCAAAAGAGGAUUCAGGAGGAAGCCAGAGAAGCUGAACUACGGCGAAGAGUAGAUCUCUUGGCUCAACAAGCUCAGUUACUGGUCACAGGUGAUGCCACAGCAUUUGCACAAGCCCAUCUGGAGCAAGAUCGCCGGCGUUUUCAUGAGCUGCAGGUGGAGUGGGAGCGUUGUGUGGCGUCCCUGCAGUCUCAGUUGAGCGUCAGUGAGAAGCAGAGGAAGGAGGCCGAGUCCUGCUUUACACAGCUGCAGCAGGAGCUGCAGAGUUUCCACCUUCUCCAGCAGGAGGCUGAUCGCUUGCAGAAAAACCUCCAAGAGGUGACAACUCAACUUCAUGCUAAUGAAAAAGCACAGGCUGACAAGGACGUUCGCCUGGAGAAGCACCUCAUGCUUCUUCAAGCAAGUCAGGACAGAGAGCGGAGGAGCUUUGCUGCUAGCCUGGCACAGGCAGAACAACACGCGCAAGAUCUUCAGGAGAGACUGGACAGGGCUGAAGAGCAGGUGGGGAGCUUGAAUAAGACUCAAACCUGGACCAGGGAAAUCGAGGAGGCUCAACAACAGCUUCAAGAGGAGCUAGCAUGUACAGUAUCUGCUGUGAAGAAACUUCAAGAGGACAGAGAGCAGCUCGACCGGCGCUGUCAAGAGCUGCAGAAUCAGUUGUUUGAGGCAGAUGGAGAGGUGAGCAGGCUGCAAAGCCGCUUGAAAACAGAUGAGACACACUACUACAAUCUGGAGCACUCGUACGAGAGAGUGUGCGAGGAACUGCAGCUCGCCUUAGGGAAGGUGCAGCAAAAGGAGUGUGAAACACAGGACAUCCGAGAAGGCUACGAGAGACUCCUGGACAGGAAGGAGCAAGAGCUGAGUGAGGUUUUGCUGAAGAUGGAGGUCUUAGGGAACAGCCUGGAGGAGACAGAAGUGAAGCUGAAUGAAGUGUUGAAAGUUUGCACCUGUGCCUCUUCUCGGCUGGAGGAUGAAUCCUCAGAGCCUGCUCAGCAAAAUGAGAGGCAACAACAGACAAGUGGUCUUCUCACUGUCGAUGUCAGCGGGUCAAAAGCAACAGACAGUGGUCAGUUAUUUAAGAGCUCAAAUGCCGUUGAACCUACAAGCAGCCAUUCUCACUCGAUUGACUCAUCAUAUCACAGCAUGGUCGCUGCAGGAGAUGACCCAGAAAGGUUUCUGUCUGUGAUCCACAUGCUUGAAACCAAACUUUAUGUAACAGAGGAGAAGUUAAGGGACAUUAUGCAAAGACUGGAGGAACACCAAAGUCACAUCACCUGCCAGGAUCCCCACCUUUGCUCUCAGAUCACUCGGAGCCGAGCCACCGCUCAGCACCUCAGUCUGCUUCUUCACAGUCAGGCCAAGCAGAGCCAGCGCUUUGCCCAGGAGACAGAAAUCCGCUGCAGGAUGUUCGUUGGUAGGUUUCGGGUUGCACUGAACAUCAUACAAGCCUGCAGAGAGAGGCUUCAGACCACCCCGAUUAGUAUUACAGACUUUGAGAAGCAACUAGCCACUGUUGCCGCCUGCCUUCAGCAAGGAGAGAAAGACGCAGAGAGACAACAGCAUGAGUCACAUAACGCCUGCAAAGGAGAGAACAAGAUCCUCAAUGAUGAGAGAUUAGCUGGAGCUGAGAGCAACGUUAGUGCUAAAAGUAAAGUCACUAAUACAUUACCCUCAGAGGAUGACAUGGAAAGUGUUGGGAGGUGUGUAAUGAGGGAACUAUUUGUAGUAGAAAAAAUGGUGUCCGUCCUUCAGAGCCAACAUGGCAUUGCACAACUAUCCUUAGUACCAAGAGUGGAUGAGGGGGAUGCAGCACACAGAUACAAAAGCAUAAUCUCCCAAAGAAUAGCCCUAAAAGCAGAAAAAAGAGAAGAAUGUGACAACAGUGAAAGGGAAAUCUGUAAAGUCUGUACUGAAGCAGAGCUCAUUUAUGCUUCCUUAAAGUUUCAGCAGCAAUACGAGAGUGUGACUCAAGGAAUUAAUAAAGAAGUGGAGCAUCAAAGGAAACGUCUGGCAGAUAUCAAUCCACCAGAGUUAGAUCCUUAUGAGGAGAGCAGAGGUUUAGAAGGAGCUACAAAACCAGUUGAAAAGAAUGAACCCGGUGUCAAAGAGGCAGAGGGAAAACCAGAGUGGUUAGAGAGAGUUAUAACCCGGCUGCAAAGACGUGCGAGAUGCUUACACCAUCUCUGCAAGGAGAUUUCUGAUGACAAUGGAGUAGAGUGGAGUGAGAAGGAUAACUGGGAAAGUGCGUCUGCAGCCGACUUAAACUGGAUGCAGGAGCAGGCAAAGUUGAUUUAUUUGUCCGUCAGGCUGCAACUGGAUUUAGAGCAGGAGCUGCAGCAAAGUGAAGUGUUACAGGACAAACUGCAAGCUUUGUGCAAACAGCAGGAUAUGACAUUAAAAGAUGAGCAGGAGGCUUUUAAUCAUGCCUUAUGUCAGCUUCAGGAGGACAACAGUGUAUUAAGAGAUGAACUAGAGUGUGCUGAGCAGAAGAUAACAUCCCUAGAGGCUGGCAACCAGAGACUCCUUGAAGACAUCCGGAAAACCCAGGACUAUCAUGAGGAACGGAUGAAAAAACUAGAAACAGAGUUUCAAGAGAAGAUUAGGGAACUACAACAGAUCCAUGAAGAGGAGAUGAAACACUUGCAUGGUUACUACACCAAGUCGUGUGUUUCCAAAGAGAAACAGUUUAAAACCUGUGCAGACACACCUGCUUUCACUGGGAGUACCUCCUUCCUACCAGACCAGACUGUGAUGGAAAGAAAAACAAAAGAGGAGCUCAGGAACCAGAUGGUGGGAAGUGAUGCAGCAACCACGAGGGAGGCUCAUCAGAAAGACCUAGAAAAACUUAAGGCAUCCUGUGAUGAAGAUUUCUUUGCUAUGGAGGAAAUGCACCGGCAGCUGAUAGGUGAUCUACAGCAGCAGCAUCAGAAGGAGGUGGCAGCACUUCUGAAGGAGAAAGACCAGCAGCUGCAGAACGAGACAGCCGCCACAAUGGCAGCGAUUGUAGCAAUGAGGAGAGCCCAUAAACAGGAGCUGGAGAAAAGUCGACUGUCUCAUCACAUCAAGGAGAAUGCUGACAUUGAACAACUGCACGUCCAACAUGAGAAGGAGAUGCAGUUACUGCAGAAGGAGCUUGAGGCGUUGUCGGUUCAGCACACUCAGAAAUGCCUGGAAAACUCUCACCUGAACAAUGAGCUACAGGAAGAGAGGAAAUCCUUGAUGCAGUACCAAAAAGAAAACCAGGAGCUCAAAAAGAAGCAGAGGGAGACAGAUGAAAUGUCUGAGCUGCAUUUCUCUCUAAAUGGAAAACAUGUUGCCCCUCAAGUAAAUGACUUCUAUGAGAUGGAGGUGAUUCUGCGAGCGAGGGAGGCAGAAAUGCAGUUUCUCAGACAGGAAGCUCUUUCUCUCAGAGAAGACUUGAAGAUUGCUCGAAUGGACAAAAUAUAUGCCCAGAACAAGCUCAAAGCUCUCUACGGAAACAUCCAGGAUGAACCCCGUCAUGGUGUCAACAAACUCUAUGAAGAUUUCAAGUUUGCCACUUGGUCUCCAAGCAGAGGAGCUUCAGGACAGAGCUCCAAGGACACGGUGACAAACACAAAUAAUGCUGCUUUUCUGAAGAAAACAGAGAAAUCAUCCCUCAGAGGAGUGAGAUCAAAGAGUUUAAAAGAAGGCCUUUCAGUCCAAGAAAGAAUGAAGCUGUUUGAGUCAUCCUGAUCAGAAAACCACCAGAGGGAGCAACAAACAGCGGCUUUUCUAGAUCAACAUUUCUAAACUUUUACUAUAAAAUAUCACAGAGUAAUCUCAAAGAAACAAUAUUUAUAUAUUCAGUACAAUGCACAGUGUAACUUAUUAACACUGCCUGUGUUUUUAUUAAAAGAUAACUCAGUUGCAUCAGUUGUAUAAAAACUGUGAUUAACAUAUUGUACCACUAGAUGUAGCAGAAUACAACAUUUACUCUCCCAGCAGAGGCAACAGACAUGAUGUCGGUACACCUGUAUCUGCUUUUAGAUUUAGUUUAAAAUCUGCUCUGCUGCUGCAGAGAUUCAGACAUUUUAUGACCAAAAUUAUUUGCAAGUGCAAGAAUAUUUAUUUAAUAUAUGGAAGUAUUAUGAUUGUAUGAGGAUUUUGUACU